AUGCCUCGAGGCGCCGAAUUCGACGACGGAAAACCACAGUCCGACAACCCCGUCGAGGCCGGCCACGACAUCAUCCAUGGCGGCUCAAAGUCCACAACCGACGCCGAAGUCUCCGGGCCGAAGAAAACCGCACCGCUCCCGGAAGGCAUGGACGAGAUGAACGACCGCACCCUCAGCGGCGGCGCGGCCCCGGGCCAUCAGAGUGGAAAAGGAGGACACGGGCCCCGGACCACAGGCGAGCACAAGGGACUGGGUGCCCACCAGGACCUGGGGGGCACCGCCAACCCGCAUCCCAAGGAUCUGAAGGAUGACCAGCAGCCUGGAGGAAGUUGA
Molecule: messenger RNA, 333 nt
Organism: Fonsecaea erecta
Lineage: Eukaryota; Fungi; Ascomycota; Eurotiomycetes; Chaetothyriales; Herpotrichiellaceae
Exons: 2
Coding region: 1-333 (110 amino acids)
Source: RefSeq, a predicted model, not a curated record